CCCACUUUGCGUCCUGAAGAAACUGCACUCAAAGCUUAAUGAAGACGAAGUCAAGGCUAACACCUCAAUACCGUCCACCCAGACCUCAGUUCUACUUCAACCUUAAGCGUGACAGAAUCUGCGACGAUGGUGAAGGGAAGUUUAGCUUUAGUGACCGGAGCCAGCAGUGGGAUGGGCAGAGAGACAUGUAAGGUGCUGGCCAGGGAAGGAGCUACUGUGGUGGUCACCUGUAUAGAUGAGGCUGGGGCCUACGAGACUCUCAAACUGUUGUCAGGAUCUGGCCAUUCCGUAUUCAAAUACGACGUCACCAACUUCCAGUCAGCUCACGAACUACUGAAGGCGAUUAUCCAGAAGUACAAUAGGCCUCCUAACAUCCUCGUGAACAGUGCUGGAAUCCUGGGCGCUGCAUCAACGUUGGACGAAACCAUUGAAUCUUUCCAGAAGAUACUUGAUGUGAACCUCAAGGGUACCUUCUUCACAUGUCAGGCUGUUUGCAGAGAGCUCUCAGCUGCCAAGUUGCCUGGCGCUAUAGUCAACAUUUCCAGCGUAGCCGCACGUAUCAGUGUACAAGAGAUGGCAGCCUACACGGCUUCCAAGGCAGGAGUUGAUGCUAUUACCAAGUGCAUGGCGAAGGAUAUGAGCCAAUACAAUGUUAGAGUAAACAGUGUACAGCCUGGGUGGAUAGAGACCCCUAUGACUGUUGGGCUAGGAGUACAUUGUGACAUGACAGCAGAAUCCUGGGCGAACCGGCUGGCUACCAGACGCAUUGGGCAGCCUCAAGAAGUGGCUGAAUUGAUUGUAUUUUUAUCUUCAGACAGAGCCUCGUACAUCAAUGGCUCCAGCAUUUCCAUUGACGGUGGUAUUUGAACUUCCAGACAAGGUUUUACUAUGUAAUUGUUAAGUCGGUUUUUAUUGGAUGUACUUUGUAAAAUAAAAAUAAAAGUUGAAUGACUGUUGUAUUAGAAAAGCGUUCAAUGAUAAUCAACCCCAGUACGACACUGGUCUUGGACUACAAAUAGAUUGUGGCCUGCUACAAAUAAACCAGAUUGUAAAAGCA
Homalodisca vitripennis (glassy-winged sharpshooter) is the source of this 1057-nucleotide messenger RNA. Its product is annotated as (3R)-3-hydroxyacyl-CoA dehydrogenase-like. Gene Ontology annotation, molecular function: oxidoreductase activity, acting on the CH-OH group of donors, NAD or NADP as acceptor. The coding region runs from base 127 to 867 and encodes 246 amino acids. The record is from RefSeq and is a predicted model, not a curated record. NCBI's taxonomy places the organism in Eukaryota, Metazoa, Arthropoda, Insecta, Hemiptera, Cicadellidae. The transcript is spliced from 6 exons.